AUGGCGCCACAGACUGAGCAACAUGGCAUGCGCGAUGUCUGCGCCUCCUUGGAUGUGGAGAUCCGCAUAGAGGCGCGCGGGUAUACGUCGCUGGAAACCUCGCGUAUGCACCCCUGA
Molecule: messenger RNA, 117 nt
Organism: Alternaria arborescens
Lineage: Eukaryota; Fungi; Ascomycota; Dothideomycetes; Pleosporales; Pleosporaceae
Exons: 2
Coding region: 1-117 (38 amino acids)
Source: RefSeq, a predicted model, not a curated record